CCUUCCCGUGCGGCCUGUGGGCCCGGCCUGAGCGCGGCGAGCGGUGGGGCCCGGCUGUCAGCGCAGCGGAGGUGCUGGUGCCGCCAUGUUCCGCCGCAAGCUCUCUGCGCUCGACUACCACAACCCGGCCGGCUUCAACUGCAGGGAUGAAACAGAAUUCAGAAAUUUUAUUGUCUGGCUGGAAGACCAGAAAAUCAGACACUACAAGAUUGAAGACCGAGGGAACCUAAGAAACAUACACAGCGAUGACUGGCCCAAAUCGUUUGAAAAGUAUAUGAAAGAUGUAAACUGUCCUUUCAAAAUACAAGAGCGACAAGAAACAGUGGACUGGCUGCUCGGCUUAGCAGUUAGGCUCGAGUAUGGAGAUAAUGCUGAUAAGUAUAAGGAUUCUACCCCAGAUGGUGCAAAAAAUACUGAUAAUACAGCAAAAACUGCAGAACCGCUGAUUAACUUGGAUGUGAAUAAUCCCGAUUUCAAGGCUGGAGUGAUGGCUUUAGGUAAUCUCCUUCAAAUUCAGCGACAUGAUGAUUACUUGAUAAUGCUUAAGGCAAUUCGCAUUUUGGUUCAAGAGCGUUUGACGCAGGACGCCAUAGCGAAGGCCAGUCAGUCCAAGGAGGGUUUGCCUGUUGCUUUAGAGAAACACAUUCUUGGUUUUGACACAGGAGAUGCUGUUCUCAAUGAAGCUGCUCAGAUUCUCCGACUGCUGCAUAUAGAAGAGCUCCGAGAGCUGCAAACAAAAAUUAAUGAAGCGAUUGUAGCAGUUCAGGCGAUUAUUGCUGAUCCGAAGACGGACCACAGACUGGGGAAAGUCGGGAGAUGAACAGAGAAAAGCUUUUAGUCUCUUGUGUACUUAGUACAAUUAGGAACUACAUACAGCUCUGUACAACCCUGGCAUGCAGUUUGAAAUGGUAUUAUUUUAUUGUUUUGAAAGAAAACAGGAAAUGGAAUUCUGACUUCUAAGGAAUUAUCAUUUUUCUUUAAAUAAAUGAACUUGGGGAAAAUAGACAAA
This is a messenger RNA of Pezoporus occidentalis (night parrot), 1009 nucleotides long. It is a transcript of the gene RTRAF, whose product is annotated as RNA transcription, translation and transport factor. Gene Ontology annotation, cellular component: tRNA-splicing ligase complex. The transcript is spliced from 8 exons. The record is from RefSeq and is a predicted model, not a curated record. The coding region runs from base 86 to 820 and encodes 244 amino acids. NCBI's taxonomy places the organism in Eukaryota, Metazoa, Chordata, Aves, Psittaciformes, Psittacidae. Gene Ontology annotation, biological process: tRNA splicing, via endonucleolytic cleavage and ligation. Gene Ontology annotation, molecular function: RNA binding.